Messenger RNA from Vicia villosa (hairy vetch), 552 nucleotides. RefSeq lists its product as uncharacterized. NCBI's taxonomy places the organism in Eukaryota, Viridiplantae, Streptophyta, Magnoliopsida, Fabales, Fabaceae. The record is from RefSeq and is a predicted model, not a curated record. Bases 1 to 552 code for a protein of 183 amino acids. The transcript is spliced from 2 exons.
AUGGGGUUUGGUGAUAGAUGGAUAAAGUGGAUGGAGUUAUUAGUGUUCAAUAGUAACAUGUCGGUUCUUGUUAAUGGAAAUCCAACUAAGGAGUUUGCGGUUCAUAGAGGCUUGAGGCAGGGUGAUCCCCUUUCUCCUUUUCUAUAUGUUUUGGUGGAGGAAGGUUUAUCGGGUCUCAUAAGACAAUCUAUUGAAGUGGGGGAAUUUGAAAGUUUUAACAUAAAAGGAGAGUGUUCGGUGGACAUUAUAUUCUUCAAUUUGCGGAUGACACUUUAUUGGUGGGGGAGGGAAGAGAGUAUUUUUUAUUUUCUUGGAAUUCCUAUAGGAUUCAACCCUAGAAAGGAAGCUACUUGGGAUCCUCUUGUGAUUAAGUUGAAGAAUCGGUUGGAAGGAUGGACGAAUCGCUUCUUGAAUUUGGGAGGUAGAAUUACUCUUUUGGAGUCCGAUCUUAGUUCUUUAGUUAUUUUCACUAUGUCUUUCUAUAAGAUGCCGAGGAAAGUGGUGAAAAAAUAUCGAGCAUUCAAAGUAGGUUUUUAUGGAGGAGGCGGAUGA